Molecule: messenger RNA, 923 nt
Organism: Bactrocera latifrons
Lineage: Eukaryota; Metazoa; Arthropoda; Insecta; Diptera; Tephritidae
Exons: 1
Coding region: 215-574 (119 amino acids)
Source: RefSeq, a predicted model, not a curated record
CGCAGAGUGAACAAAACCAUAUAAAAAAUGCUUAAUUUUGCAAGCUUUUUACAUUUACAAAAUCGUCACGGACAGCAUACGAAAAUCGACGAUACCAACUAUAAAUACCAAACUCAUCAUAAUCACAACAACAAAACGCAUAAGAACAUAAAGAAGUUGCUGCAUAAAACCAGUGAAGAGCAGCCGACACCUGUAAGCUAUCUGAAAUUCGACAAUGUCGAGCACCAUGCGACAGCUGAUAGUCCUGCUGAUGCCGCUCCUGCUGCUGCUGCAGCGUGGUGUUGCAGCCAGUCCGGCGCCGGGGAAUUUCGCCGAUGCAGCGGAGACGAUCGAUGUGCCGCCGGAACACCGUGCGCCGCCACCCGGUGCUGCCACUGCUGUUCCGCCCAGUGCGCCAGUGCCAGGCUUUGGCGUGCGCCCUCCCUUCCUGGCUGCUGCUGCGCCACAGCCGCGCGGCGCUUUCCCUUCUGUCGUCUUUCGACCGGCAUUUGCCCCAUUCGCCAGCAGCUUCAAUGGGCUCAUGGUGCAGCACUUCGCCGCGUACCCGCGCCCGAUUGCGCCGACUGCCGCUUAGCCGUUUACCAACAAGAGAAUUCAGACAGCUGCCCACCGUGUUGCACCGCAGCGUCAGCCACCGGUUGCAUUAAAGCAACAUGCAACAAUAACUGCUACGAAUGUUGCUCCCCAGAGGCGCUGCCUGCUGUGCUCACAAACCAACUUCCUACUACAACUACAUCUAAAUUAUCAUCUAUCAAACCAUGGUCGCUAGCACCAUUCCAAAUGAAAUUAAAACUGCUGACCGGUACCGCCACGAAUUGUUGUUAAUCAAGCAACGUGCAGCGAUCUUGCUUCUCCACUAAAUUACAUCUGUUAAAUUAAAUUUAAAAGUGAAAUAAAAUUAAUCGUAUUUUUGUUGUUGCCAA